Molecule: messenger RNA, 2138 nt
Organism: Vigna umbellata (rice bean)
Lineage: Eukaryota; Viridiplantae; Streptophyta; Magnoliopsida; Fabales; Fabaceae
Source: RefSeq, a predicted model, not a curated record
UCUGUUGCAAGAUACAGUGAGCGAGUUAUAUUUUCGUACCUUAUUUGAACGUAAUUUCUUGAAAUUAAUAUUUUUAUAAAAUCCUUCCAAAUUUUAUGUAAAUAAAAUCCCCUGAAGUUUCAUUCGGCUCUCUUCCCGGCUCCGUCGCGGACACCCAAGAAACACCGCAAGAUUGCUUCGGAAACAAGAGCCCCAAUUCGAAAGGGAUUUAUCCUUUCCUUUCUUCCUUUUCCAUCCCCUUGCAAGUGCAAGACCUAGUUAAUCACUUGCACCAAAUCCAUCGUAACAGAAGAGAUUCUGCCCUCAUUCUUCAAUCUGCAUGCGGCUUUUGAAGUGCAACCCCUCUUCGCAGCUGCAACUUCAACCGUUUUCGAGGGUGUUUUAGAAACAUGGAUUCUCGGAAGGGCAAAUCUUCUUGUCGUGCAUCUUCGCUUAGUGUUGCACAUUUAAGUGUUUCAAAUAAGGUGGAUCAAAUGGUGGCGCCCCCUGGGGAUGUGGGAGUUGUUCCGACUGAUCUGGAUAUAGACCUUAGGGAGGUUUACUUUUUAAUCAUGCACUUUUUGUCUGCGGGACCAUGUAGGCGAACUUUUCUACAUUUUAAGGAAGAACUUUUAGAGCAUCAACUUCUACCCAGAAGAUAUCAUGCUUGGUUUUCAAGAAGUGGUGACCUCGGAGGGGAUGAUGCCGAAGAAGAUGACGAUGGCUUCUCUUUACCUUUAGAUUAUAGCAAUUUAGUGGGCAGGUAUCCUCAUAUAACUAAGGAUCACUUAGUAAAGCUUCUGAAACAAUUGAUGCUGAGUACGGUCCAUCCUUUGCAUGGAAAACUUGGAGGAAGUAGUCCUAAUGCAGUUGAUGUUCCUACUUUACUUGGAUAUGGUUCAUUUUCGCUUCUUGACAGUGAUAGAAAAACAGCUGACAAGCUUGUGAAGAGCCCUCCACUUUACAUGCGCUGGCCUCACAUGAAGGCUAAUCAGGUUCAAGGGCUAAGUUUAAGGGAGAUUGGAGGUGGUUUUACAAAACACCAUCGUGCUCCAUCUAUUCGUAGUGCAUGUUAUGCUAUUGCCAAACCAUCUACUAUGGUGCAAAAAAUGCAAAAUAUUAAAAAACUAAGGGGGCAUCGUGUGGCUGUCUAUUGUGCUAUAUUUGACGGAUCAGGGAGAUUUGUUAUUAGUGGUUCCGAUGACCGUCUUGUCAAGAUUUGGUCUAUGGAAACUGCAUUUUGCUUAGCUAGUUGCCGUGGACAUGAAGGUGAUAUUACUGACUUGGCUGUAAGCUCAAACAAUGCUUUGGUGGCAUCUGCUUCAAAUGAUUUUGUCAUUAGAGUUUGGCGAUUACCAGAUGGGAUGCCAAUAUCAGUUUUGCGGGGACAUACAGGAGCUGUUAAUACUAUUACUUUUAGUCCCAGUGUUGUAUACCAGCUGCUAUCGUCAUCCGACGAUGGAACUUGUAGAAUAUGGGAUGCAAGGAACUCACACAAUCCCCGAAUAUAUGUGCCUCGGCCUCCAGAUGCUAUAAAUGGGAAGAGCAAUGCUCCACCAGCUAGUUUGCCAUCCUCAAGCAAUGGUCAACAAAGCUAUCAAGUACUUUGUUGUGCAUAUAAUGCUAAUGGAACUGUUUUUGUUACUGGUAGCUCUGAUACUUUUGCCAGGGUGUGGAGUGCGAUGAAGCCCAGCACUGAUGACUCAGAACAACCAAUACAUGAGAUGGAUUUAUUAUCUGGUCACGAAAAUGAUGUUAAUUAUGUACAGUUUAGUGGUUGCUCUGUGGCUUCAAAAAUUUUAACAUCUGACCCCUGGAAAGAAGAAAAUACACUGAAGUUUCGAAAUUUCUGGUAUUGUCAUGAUAACAUAGUUACCUGCUCUCGUGAUGGAAGUGCAAUUAUAUGGGUUCCCAGAUCACGGAAAUCUCAUGGAAAAGUAGGACGUUGGACUCGUGCAUAUCAUCUAAAAGUGCCACCACCACCGCUGCCUCCCCAACCUCCACGAGGUGGUCCAAGGCAGAGAUUGCUACCUACUCCUCGUGGUGUUAAUAUGAUUAUAUGGAGUCUGGACAAUCGCUUUGUGCUUGCAGCUAUUAUGGGUAAUGUACUUGCUAAAAGAAAUACUGUAGCAGGGAAAUUUUAACCUGCAAAUUAUACA